AUGAUGGCAGAUUACGACAGCGAAUCCUCUGGCGCGGAAGAUGUCGAAACAAAUGUCCUGCUUGGCUAUGCUUCAAAGGAACCCACCAGUGACGAGUUCAGCCAACUCGGCGGACAUCCUACAUGGGUCGAUGGACUUACAGCACCCAAUGGUACCUUUGCAAAGUGUAAAGUGUGCAAUGGUCUAAUGAACCUGUUACUCCAGCUGCAUGGCGAUCUACCCCAGCGCUUCCCUGGUCACGAGCGACGGUUGUAUAUAUGGUCGUGCAGGCGGAAAACUUGCCGACGGAAGGGUGGCAGUGUCAGGGCGCUCCGAGCUGUCAGAAGUAGUGCCAUCGCAGCAGUGUCGAAGCCACCUGCAAAGGUUGAGCAUGAAAUCUCGCCUCCAUCAAAGCCAUCCACAAAUCUGGGUGAGACACUCUUCGGAGUCCAGUCGUCUAGUGGCGCACCAUCGAAUCUAUUCGCAAGCAGUAACGGUUCUGGAUCAAGCGCGAAUCCAUUCGCCCCAGCCUCGGCCAAACCUGUGCCAAAAUCGGACGACACCGAGUCUUUGGCGCAGACCUUCGCAGAGAAGGCACGUAUAACACCUCCAGAACCAGCGCCAUCAAUACAGGCUGUAGCUUUGCCACCUCCAAAUGAGCCUUGGCCCGAUCACGCAGCUUUCCCUGAACCAUAUCCGGCAUAUCAUCUCGAUGCGGACAAGGAGUACCUGGAACCGGAAGUACUGGCAACUCCUGCCAAUGCUCGCCUGGAUGAUACUGCAUCAAACGGCGCCGAAGGCACUAGUACGGCCGACAUGAAGGAUGCAUUUGAGAGCAGCAUGGACAAGACGUUCCAGCGCUUCGCGGAUCGGCUGUCACAAAACCCGGAGCAAGUACUACGCUAUGAGAUCGGAGCUCAACCCGUGCUAUACGCACUCAAGGAUGCAGUCGGAAAGCUGCUUGCCCCAACACAAGAGCAAAAUAAUGCCAAGGUCCGUGUCGCCAGCAGCUCGAAGGGUAGUGCAGGAGCACUGGCGAGAGUACCUAGAUGCACCAAUUGUGGUUCUGCCAGAAUCUUCGAGUUGCAGUUGACGCCGCAUCUUAUUACUGAGCUAGAAGCCGACGAGAUGGGUGUAGAGGGCAUGGAUUGGGGUACCAUCAUCCUCGCUGUGUGCAGCGCAGAUUGUCAGCCCAAGGACAGCAAAAGUGGUGAACUGAGCUACGUCGAGGAAUGGGUAGGAGUGCAGUGGGAAGACUUAGAAGAGAAGCGUAGGCCAUGA
This is a messenger RNA of Recurvomyces mirabilis, 1260 nucleotides long. RefSeq lists its product as uncharacterized. The record is from RefSeq and is a predicted model, not a curated record. Gene Ontology annotation, cellular component: cytoplasm. Lineage: Eukaryota; Fungi; Ascomycota; Dothideomycetes; Mycosphaerellales; Teratosphaeriaceae. The coding region runs from base 1 to 1260 and encodes 419 amino acids. Gene Ontology annotation, biological process: maturation of SSU-rRNA. The transcript has 2 exons.